Molecule: messenger RNA, 3321 nt
Organism: Aricia agestis (brown argus)
Lineage: Eukaryota; Metazoa; Arthropoda; Insecta; Lepidoptera; Lycaenidae
Gene: MICAL-like
Product: MICAL-like protein 1
Exons: 15
Coding region: 299-2962 (887 amino acids)
Molecular function (GO): protein binding
Source: RefSeq, a predicted model, not a curated record
CAGAUAUAUAUAUGUAGCAAGUACCAACUUUUGCCUGAGUUUAUUCAGUCUUUGACGUUCAAGACAAUUUUUAUCAAAGUCUUUCAGCCUUCUGUCUGUGCUUCUGUUUCUGAUUUUAAGUUUUGAGUUGUUAAUUUUCAGAAAUUGUAUCAAUACAGCAGUGCAUUUUAUUGCUAAGCAGUAUGCGGCAUAACUUAUCUCGACAACUUUCAUUUAUGACAUUAUGACUAAUGCAAGAUGAUGUGUAUCGCUUUAAACUAAAUUUAUGCAUUGUCGGAAGAAUAAAAUCUAAUUUAACAUGUCUGAAGUAAAAGGUACUAAAGCUCUGGAGCUAUGGUGCAAGCGCUUGGUAAAGGAUUGUCCUGAUGUUCAUAUAGAUAACAUGACAACUUCCUGGAGAAAUGGCAUAGCGUUCUGUGCGCUAGUUCAUCACUUUAGGCCUGAUUUGAUUGAUUUAUCAAAAUUAAAUCCUGAAAAUAUUUAUGAAAACAAUCAAUUGGCUUAUAAUAUUGCUGAGAAACAUUUGGGAAUACCCAGUCUUCUUGAUCCAGAAGAUAUGGUUGAAAAUGAUGUUCCGGAUAGACUAUCAAUACUGACAUAUUUAUCCCAGUUUUACCAACGUUUGGGACACACAGUGAAUACUAAAGUUAGUGAAACAGACUCAAAGCUUCCAUCAGCGGCUUCUACUCCUACAAGCACUCCCAUCAAAUUUGGAAAAGUGGCUCUCGAUAAAUGUACUGUAUGUGGACUACCUGUAUAUUUAGCACAACGACUUAUCGUCUCACAAAAGCUAUAUCACAGAAGAUGUUUCCGUUGUUCCACUUGCUUGGGACACUUGAAUCCUAAAAACUUUCAUGUUAUAGAAACAAAUAAAUUCUCUUGUGAUUCCUGUAAAAACGAUAGGAACAUGUCUAAAUAUUUAAAUAAUAAUGAUCAAAUGGGAAUGCUGGCUUUUACGAAUGAUGUGCAUGAGACAUCCCAAGCAGAGCCAAACACUUCCAAAUUAAAGUCAAGACCACAAUCAAUUUUAGAGAAAAUAAAUAUGUUUGAAAAUAUUGAUAAAGACAAUGUAAAUAAAAUAGAUGAAAAUCUUUCUAGUAUUAGUUUAAAAGACAAUCAUAAUAAUAUAAAUAAGUCUAACAUUGAGGUCAAUAUACUAAGUGGACCUCAAAACACGGAAAGUAUUAGUGUAGCUGAUAAUGUAAAAGAAAAAGUAGGUUUGAAUUCUGAAACUCAUAAUUCUUUUAACAGUGAACAUGAAAAGGUUUAUAAAACAAACAAAGAUAAAUUUAUUUUUUUACAAACUCAACUAUCAGAUGAUAUUCCAGAUUUGAAAUUAGCAGAUACUAGUAUAGAAAAAAGUGUUACGCAUAUCAAUGAUAUGAUAUUGGAUAAUCUAGACAAAUCUCACCAAAUAUAUCAAAAGAUGAAUGAUGAUGAGAAUAGUGAAAUAAUAUCAAAAGAUGUAAAACUCGAUAGCAAUAUUACAGAUGAUAGUAGACUAGCUCAAAACAAUAUAACUAUAACGAAAGAACUAGACACAAAAGAAAAUAUAUCAAAUGAAGAAGAAAUAAAAAUUUGUGUUCCUCCUCGAAGAAAAAAACUUAACUCAUCCAAUAAAGUCGUAGAAAAGACGCAGACAAAAUUAAAUAUCGAAAAUGUGGAGUAUCCAGACCACCUCAACCCGUUUUCAGAAGACGAAGACGAGAACGAAGAAUCGGAAAAGCCAGUCAAAACAAGCACAAAUCCUUUUGGAAGUAGUGAUGAGGAAGAAGAGACAAUUUCACAAAGUGUGCAGAACCAUCCAAAUAACAAUGCAACAUCAGAAAAUGCAACUUCAACACCUGUCAAACGUCUAAUAAAAGCUUAUAAUCCCUUUUGGUCUGACGGAGAAGAGCCAUCGUCUGAUGAAGAAACCACUACAAAAUGCUCAAGUAUGCACAAGUCUCCUCUAACGACGAGUACGCCGAACCUGCCCGGGGGCACGCCGCGCCGCCGCAAACCCCGCGCCCCCGCCCCGCCCCCCAUCGCCGAGCGCCUCGACCUCCCCUCCACCUCCAUGGACGACGUCGCCAGCAUAUCCUCGUACAGCUCACACAACUCCACCAUACAUUCUGAUCAGAAGUCAUACGGCGGCCACACCCCGCGGCUGAAGAAGCGCGUGGCGCCGACGCCGCCGGACAGCCUGUCCACACUCUCUGGACUUGAAAGCCUGGACCGGAGCACGGAUUCGCCAGCGCGACUCAGCACAGACGGUACGGUUCGGAAGAAAGGGCCAGCGCCGGGGCUCCCACUGCCCGAGCGACGAGAGGUAAAGCUAACACUGCCGCCCGAAGAACUACAGGUGCAGCUGGAGCUGCUGGAGACGCAGCAGCUGGGUCUGGAGCGGCAGGGCGUGCUACUGGAGCGCAUGAUCCGCGACAAGUGUGAGGGUGAGGACGGUCCCACCGCGUCCCCGGAGGAGAUAGAGGACCUGGUGAUCCAGCUGUGCGAGCUGGUCAAUGAGAAGAACGACCUGUUUCGGAAACAGACAGAACUCAUGUAUAUACGAAGGCAACAGCGGUUAGAGCAGGAGCAGGCAGAUAUAGAGCACGAGAUACGAGUCAUUCAGUCCCGACCCGCUGUCAACCGCAUUGACGCUGAUAAGGCGCGCGAGGAGCAGCUGGUGUGCCGGCUGGUGGAGUGCGUGCGGCAGCGCGACGAGCUGGUGCAGCAGCUCGACGCCGAGCGACGCCGCGAGACGCGCGAGGACCGCGCCAUCGCCGCCUGCAUCGCCAGCAGACGAGCUCAACGUAACAGUGAGUCGAACAGUUCGUCGAUGAAAUCUGCCGAUGCCGUGUCACCGGUCAAGAAGAGCAAAGUCAAGGAUAAAGUUAAGAAGCAACUGAAAAAAGCGAAACAUACACUUAUCGCGAAAAAGAAAACUGACGAAAAACCGGAAAAAGAAAAGAAACCCAAGUAACUUAAUAUCGUUAAUAACAAAUGUAUGUAUUUUAUAAUAUAAAAUAUUAUAUGCCCGCUACGUAGAAAGCAUUAUCAUACAGCACUGGGUAGAAUAAAAAUCGAAAAACUACUUAAAGGCUUACAAAGGAAAGUACUUAAGAAGACUGAGACAUUCCACUAAAUUGUAUAGUUAUAAGUUAUAUAAAUAUGAAAUAUCUCUAAAGAGAACACAAUAUCAAAAGUUUAAUUAAUAUUUAAUACUAAGUAUGAAGAAUAAAAAGAUUGGUUACUAUGUUAUAUGUAGAUAAAGUAUUUGGUAUUUGUAAUCAGAAUGAAGUCCACCCUUUUGUAUAAGCCCCUAGACGAUUAAUUUUAUUG